Myotis davidii is the source of this 1403-nucleotide messenger RNA. RefSeq names its product FGFR1OP N-terminal like (gene CEP20). Gene Ontology annotation, cellular component: centrosome; ciliary basal body; motile cilium. The transcript has 6 exons. Gene Ontology annotation, molecular function: protein binding. Bases 48 to 572 code for a protein of 174 amino acids. Lineage: Eukaryota; Metazoa; Chordata; Mammalia; Chiroptera; Vespertilionidae. Gene Ontology annotation, biological process: cilium assembly; microtubule anchoring. The record is from RefSeq and is a predicted model, not a curated record.
GGCUGCGCGUGCGCAGCGCCGGGACGCGCCCCUGGCGGCCGUUAAAAAUGGCGACCGUCACCGAGCUGAAGGCUGUUUUAAAGGACACCUUGGAAAAAAGAGGAGUCUUAGGGCAUUUAAAAGCAAGAAUUCGAGCCGAAGUUUUCAAAGCCCUAGAUGAUGAAAGUGAACCCCGACCAACAUUGUCUCAUGAAAACCUUCUUAUUAAUGAAUUAAUCCGGGAGUAUUUGGAAUUCAACAAAUAUAAGUAUACAUCGUCUGUUCUCAUAGCAGAAUCUGGUCAACCUGUAGUUCCACUGGACCGGCAGUUUCUCAUCCGAGAACUAAAUGCAUUUGAAGAAUCAAAGGAUAAUACAAUACCUCUUUUAUAUGGGAUUUUAGCUCACUUCUUGCAUGGAACUAAGGAUGGCAUCCAACAUACAUUUCUGAAAGGAUCUUCACUUCAGCCUCUAAACGUAAAUCCCGGUAGACAACCUAGUGGAAGAGAGCAGAUGGAUGACCAUCUAAUAAAAGAGAAGGGGAAAAAUACUAAUACUGAAGAUCUUCAUAUUUCUCAAAAUGUGAAGAGAUGACAUUUCCAUUUGGGGCAUCUUUUAUCUUAAAAUUAUCAUUUUGGCUUCUACUGGAAGAUUUAAUUAAAAUCUAGAGGGGGAACUAAUUCUUUUAAUUUGCUGUAAGUAAAACAAAGAGUUUAUUUGAUUACAUGAAGAAUGUGGAAUCAGCAUGAAGAGACAGGCUUUAGGAGAAAACCAGAAAGUACCUUUUAAAAGAUGGCAUUGUCUAACCUCCCUGUGGCCUUCAGUUGUGCAGUUAUAAGACGAGCUAUGAAAGGGCCAACCCCUAAUUAUUUGGGCUCUGAAAGUCUUAUUAAAUGUCAAUUUUUAUUCUUCAGAUAGAAAAACAGUAAGAGCUAUCCUAGUGCUAUCUCUAAAAUGCUGCUUUGAUAUUUAUUAAGAUAUUUUUAUAAUGUGGAGUCUACAGGUUGAUUUCACUGAAAUCUGUUACAGUAGACAGCACUUGACUGGCAAAAGUCACUGAUAUAUUCAGAGGACAACUGCAUUGGCGCUGUGUACUGACAACAUGUAGCUUAAACAUCUCCCACAGGGAAAGUGAUAAGGGCUUCAUUGGCAAAAUUGGCCUCUGGAAAUUAUUGAAACUUCAAAAUAUAUUUGGUACUAGUCAGUGUUUAGUCCUUACAGAUUAACCAGGAAUUUUUAUCUGAAUACAGAAAAUUAUUAAAGAAAUCCCCUUAAACCAUACAAGUCAAAGGAUUUUAAGAAUCCCUAUUGGUGGCCUAAAGUUACAUAUAUAGGUGUAGAAAUACUGUAAGGUCAUUUCAAUUUUUUAAAAAUAUGUUUUUAUUGGUUUUUAGUUAGAGGGGAAGGGAGAGAGAGAGAAAGAUA